AAAACAGAGUUUCACCUGCAGCGCGCGGAACCGCUCACCGCCGCGCUUGCACUGCGUCUGCAUGCCCGCGUAAAACACGAGCUCCAGUCCCGGUGCCCCAUCCCCGCCGAAAGAAACGACAGUACGGCACCGUCGGUCACACACUGAUAGAUACCGGAUCGGUCAUCGGUCUGAUCCACCACUUUCCGGAAGCCUCCCGCAUCAAGCUGCGUCUGCGUCGGUGCUGUCCCUCCCCUCCCCUCCCCUCCCACAUCUCCUCGCCUCCAAUCCCCAACGACCACCAAGCCGACCGCGUGCGUGAUUCGUCGUGCAAACGAUGGAGCAGGGCGGCAAGAACCCGGACAGCCCCGAUCAGCUCCCGCUCCCCUGCGCCAACGGCUGCGGCUUCUUCGGCUCCCCGGACACCGGCGGCCUCUGCUCCAAGUGCUUCCGCGACAGCCUUCGCCGCGCCGAGGCCCAGGCCCAGCUGCAGGCGUCGGUGGCGGCGACGUCCAAGGAGGCGGAGGAGGAGGGGGCGAGUAGGGCAAAGGCGAGGAGCAGGUGCGCGUCGUGCGGGAGGAAGGUGGGCCUGAUGGGGUUCGAGUGCCGGUGCGGCGGCGUGUUCUGCGGCGAGCACCGCUACUCGGACCGGCACGACUGCUGCUACGACUACAGGGGCGCCGGCCGCGACGCCAUCUCCCAGGCCAACCCCGUCGUCAGGGCUGAUAAGGUCGACAAGUUCUGAGCUCUUAAGUUUGGGUUCCUUCGGCUCCAGUUCAUCGACGAAGGUGUGGUAGUGGGUGUGAUCGUCAAAUACUUCCGUGUGUGGAGUUCAGUUUAUAAACAUGUUGACCCAUAAAGUUAAAACAGUGAUUUCGGCCAGAGCGAUGGACUCAGGUCCGAUGGUUUGUACUCCUGAAUUCCAGAUACAGAAUCCAAAUGGACGAUUCUGUCAUUUUGUGUGGUUUCUUUUCGCUAGUACUCCUACGUGUGUUGCGCUUCUCCCGUCUUC
Hordeum vulgare subsp. vulgare (domesticated barley) is the source of this 991-nucleotide messenger RNA. RefSeq names its product zinc finger A20 and AN1 domain-containing stress-associated protein 2-like. Gene Ontology annotation, molecular function: DNA binding; zinc ion binding. Lineage: Eukaryota; Viridiplantae; Streptophyta; Magnoliopsida; Poales; Poaceae. The transcript has a single exon. The coding region runs from base 317 to 724 and encodes 135 amino acids. The record is from RefSeq and is a predicted model, not a curated record.